Molecule: messenger RNA, 3093 nt
Organism: Cyprinus carpio (common carp)
Lineage: Eukaryota; Metazoa; Chordata; Actinopteri; Cypriniformes; Cyprinidae
Product: protein FAM117A-like
Source: RefSeq, a predicted model, not a curated record
AUCCGACACGAGUGUGUAGGUUGGUUGUUGUCAGAUUGUGCACUGAAGAAUUGGCAGCAGCCCAUACAAUGUAGUUCUUUACUAGGCCAAGUGGAAUAAGCAGUUUAGGACGGCUCAUAGAAAUUUAUAUGGUUUUUCAGCCAGAAAAAAAAAAUAGCAAUGACCAACGCAUUUUGUUAAAGUAAUUAGUUUGGGAAAACUUCACUAUCAUCACAAAAGAAAGUAGCUGACUAGCUAGCGAGUGUGCUAAAGCAAAGUAUUUGCACACAAACUUUAUUUUUUUUUACGGCUAAUCGGACGAAAACCUCUGCUGGAGCAUCAGCUCUAUGUAAACGCUGGAGUUUGCGAGAUUCGUGAACUUUUUAAAGACUUUUUAAAGCACAGAGAGACUGUGGGAAUGUCGUGUCGGAGUGGAGUGGCCCGGGUGGGUAAUCAGGGACUGCAGCCCCUCCGAGCCACGGUCCCGUUUCAGCUCCAGAACCGACCAGCAGCGCGCUGCAAAGACACCAGGCCAGCCGAGUACAAGACGAAGGGUCGCCCGCCGAAGCCAACCUUGCGACGGACAUUGUCUCUGGACACUUUGGUGGGACCGUACCUUCAGGGUAACUGGCCUAGAGACCCAGAGUGUCAGCCUGUUACCUGUGUCAAUGACAAGGCCACACAGACUCCCAGUUCCUGGAUAGAGGAGACGCGGGGGCGGAGAGGGGUUGGCGGUCACAAGCGUUCGGCAUCAUGGGGUAGUGCUGAACACCUCAGAGAGGUUGCUAAACUUCGGCAGUCCUUACAGAAACGCUCCAGACAUGCACCUACUGCCAUGGACUGUGACCAGACACACCAACACACACACAACAGCCAAACACACUCGCCUGGAAGUACACAGACGAUGCCUCUGAUUCCACUGAGCCGAUUGGCCCCCAGACUGAGACGCAGUGUUGAAGGACUGAACCUGGAGCUGGAGGGAGUCUUUGUGUCUGAAACAGCAAAGGAACAGCACAAAAUUCUGGAUGUACCAGAUGGUCACAGAGCCCCCGUCCCAGCUCAAAGGUACAGCAGCGCUUCACAGAGCGACCCUUCUCCUGCCCAGCUGUCCCCCUCACACUCUCCCUGCACCAUCACAGACACCGAUAUGGUUGUGUGUGGGCCGCUCUGUCCGCCUUCCUCCCCUCCUCUAUGUAUUUCUGAGCCACCAUCAUCUUCUCCUCGUCCAAACAAGACGUACGUCUUUCAGAGAGAACCUCCAGAGGGCUGCGAGAGAGUACGUGUGUCUGAGGAGGCCAUCCUUCCCUGUGAUGGAAAUGCUCCUCUUCAGCCUUCCUGUCCUGACCCUAACAAGGUGAAUUUCACACCUCACGGUGGCUCCGCCUUCUGUCCUGUCAGUCUCCUCAAGCCCCUCCUCCCUUCAAUGGACCUGUUAUUUCGUGGCCUGUCUGUUUCACCCGUCACUGGCUGUUCGGCUCAAAGUGCUGCCCCCUGUCAGACACCGGGACAUGCUGUGGGCGGUUAUUUGAGCGGCACCCUCGCAGACCCUACCACCACCUCUCUGUGAAUGGAGGAAAUUCAUGACGAGGAAAGAAAAACUUAAGAAUGUUAUGCCUUUGUCCCGCAUAACAUUCAUGAGGGAAGAACAAAAUGGAGAACUUUUCUUCAUCUAAAACUAUGGUGGACUCUCUCUGAUUUCAUUUGUCUGUGACCUUUUGACCUCAGGACACUCCACUUGGCACUUGUGAUCAUUUCGUUUCACAUUAUAGCAUUUAACUAUUGCUAUAUUUUUUCUAAUUUCUAUAAAAUAAUACUGAUGACUAUUCAUCAUCUGUGUAAGAAUAUAUUUUUAGCUCUGUCAGAACAUUCACUAUCAUAUUUUGUCUAUCAGACAGAUUAUAAAACAUAUGUGCUAUAAGCCUGACCCACUGCAUGAUGGUUUUACAGAGCUGUGGAUCAAUCAGAAACAUGUUUCUUAAUUCAGUAUUUACAGACACAGGUCUAUACUGCAUGCAUUAAAAGAGGCAGUAAUAGACCAAAGCGUCUCUCAUCAGCUGUUCGUUAUAGUGGCAUUUCAUUUUGACGGCUGACCAAGGUGUUUUGAAUGCUGGGUUUGUUUUGAAUACUCUCAGCAUGUCUGUUUAGUAGUUCAGAGUAUAUACAUCAUUAAGCAGUAGGUGUUUAAUGAAUGUCACCAAAUGCUCAGUGAAGAGCUAUUAUUCAUAAAGUAAUCUUUCAGAGCUUGUCAAAAAAUGUCCCUUUCAUAUUUCACCACCAGUCAAAUGAAAAAAAAAGAAAGAAUACAUUUGUAUUAAGAUUUUAUUUUUCACUGUGUCAUAAUUGUAGGACGAGUAAGCGUGUAUUGUUACUGUAUUAAAGUUAAAAAGUAAAGAAUAUGUAUAUGUAUGUAUAAAAUAGGUACUAAGAUAGAUUUGAUUAUUUUUCUAUUUUAUCUUUUGAGUUUGGAUUGAAAUAUGAUGGGGAUAUUUUCUUAAUAGAUUUUAUGUGAGAUUCACCGGUCCAGAAAAGCUGUUUACAGUUGUAAUUUAAUAAGGGAAAGGCAGAGGCCAUUAUUGCUUGUUUAUUCUGAGGUCUUCAUGUAUUGUGGGCCGCUGACACUUAAAUUUGGUGUAAGACAAGAAUACAGACGGGACCCCAUUAAGGGUUUAUUUCGCUACGCACUUGAUAAGUGUGCUGUGCUGAAUUUCACUUCAGACUUGACUACUGAUCUUACCCGCAGUGGUCAUAUUGUUCAGUUCAUUUGAGCACCAAGCUGUUAAACAAACACUCUACAUAAGACACAAGCAAGUUUGCUGCAUUCAGGUACAAUAUGUGCAAAUCAUACAGAAUGAGACUUCCAGCAAAUUAUUGUUUGCUGACAUUUAAAGCACUGUUAUUAUCCCAUAUGUUUGCAUGGAUUGUGUCUCGGUCUUGGAACCAUCCAUUAAGUUUUUUUUUAAGUUCUCACUUGUUCUGUAAGGGUGCUGUUUUAUUGACAUUGUUCUCAGAUUGAUUGUCUUGAGUACAGUUAUUGUACACCAAACCUGUUUUGUCCUAUAUAUUGUAAAUUUAUGUUACUCAAUUUUGGCUGCCAUAAAUAAGAGGCGCAGAGAA